AUGCCGAAGUGCUUCGCUGAUUGCUAUGGUGGCAGAACCGAGGGCGAAGCUGACCCGCUGUUGGACACCAUCGUCGACAGGCUGCUGUCCGUGGUGGUGACGCUUGGAACGCUGCCGUUCCUGGUCUCGCCGCGCAGCAUGUCCCCUGCUGCCACGGUGGCGGAGCGCCUCAACAAAAAAUUGUUCGAGCUGGUGAGCGCUCGCCAUCAGCUGGGGAUUUCAUUGGCGAGCUCAUAUAAUCGCCCAGUGUUGCUCAUAGUGGACCGCACAGUCGAUCUGGGAUCAAUGAUCCAGCACAGCUGGAACUACCAGCCGCUGCUCCACGAUUUGUUUGGCAUAAACUUCGACAAGCUCGUGUUGGAUACUGGUAGCGAAAAGUCGAAGAAAGUUACCUAUGACCUUGAGUCUGGCGACAAGCUCUACCAAGCAAUCCACAGGCUGCCGCUGUCUGACGUUGCGUCACACAUUGCCACGUCGCUGGAAAGCUACAAUGCGCAACUCUCCCAGAUAAACAAGGGCGAGGAUGAGGCUGCAGGGAGUCUCGUGAACGCCAUGAAUGCCAUCCCCCAGCUCACCGAGCAGAAACGCCUGCUUGAUAUGCACACGAAUUUGGCCACUGCGCUGGUGGACGCAGUUAAGAGCCGUGAUUUAGAUCGCUUCUACGAGUUCGAGUACGAUUUGGAUCUGUUGAGUGAGAAGAAUUGUUUCCAGCAGUUUGAGGAUCUCCUGGCGAACGAUAAGUCCACUGCGAUGGACCUGUAUAGGUCGCUUCUCCUGGUGGCACUCAACCGCCCCGGAGUUUCGGAAUCGCGAUUCGACGAGCUUGAGCAGCGCAUUAAGCUGCGCGGAGAGCUCAAAUCAGACAGUUUGCGCGGUCUGCGCAACCUCAUGAAAAUGAAGGCCUUUAGCGAGGGGCUGCUGAAGCAGAUCCAAAACGCGAAAACAUCGGAUUUGUCAACGGCGAAGCAGAUCAACGAGGGGAUGAGCCCAUCUGAUCAGCCACGCCGUGAAUUUUCGCAGGGACACAAGAAGCUGGCGGAGUACAGCAGCAAACUCAUCGACACCGGAGUCAGCCUGUUCAAGGGAGUGCGCCGCUUACUGCCACGCAAAAAGCAACCCUGCGUUGUCAGCGUGUUGGAGAGCUUGCUGAACAAUCCCGAAGCCAUAUCCAACGAGUUUGCAUACUACGACCCAAGGGCCUCUGAGAGCGCACUUGCGCCCUCCGUCCGCCGCUCUACAUCGCGGAAGUGCGUCCUCUUCGUAGUAGGAGGCGGCUCCUACAACGAGGCCGUGGCGCUGCAGGACCUGGCCUCGCGCUCGAAGUACUCGAUCAUCUACGGGUCGACUGCCUUCGACCGACCUGAGGAUUUCAUGGAGCAGCUGGGAGGUUCUGCAUUUUCACUAUAA
Messenger RNA from Babesia ovata, 1407 nucleotides. RefSeq names its product Sec1 family protein. Gene Ontology annotation, biological process: endoplasmic reticulum to Golgi vesicle-mediated transport; intracellular protein transport. The coding region runs from base 1 to 1407 and encodes 468 amino acids. NCBI's taxonomy places the organism in Eukaryota, Apicomplexa, Aconoidasida, Piroplasmida, Babesiidae. The transcript has a single exon. Gene Ontology annotation, molecular function: syntaxin binding. Gene Ontology annotation, cellular component: Golgi membrane; cytosol. The record is from RefSeq and is a predicted model, not a curated record.